Aureobasidium subglaciale EXF-2481 is the source of this 459-nucleotide messenger RNA. RefSeq lists its product as uncharacterized. The record is from RefSeq and is a predicted model, not a curated record. Bases 1 to 459 code for a protein of 152 amino acids. Gene Ontology annotation, molecular function: protein binding. Lineage: Eukaryota; Fungi; Ascomycota; Dothideomycetes; Dothideales; Saccotheciaceae. The transcript is spliced from 2 exons. Gene Ontology annotation, cellular component: nucleus; cytoplasm.
AUGGGUCUUCAACAACACGCAAAUGAGAAUACGCCUCCGAGCACCAGCAGUGUUCCGAUCCAGGCCAGUGAUCUGCCGCCGGCAGCGCUCGAGCUAGCAGGCAAAUUGUUCGACUUUGCACGACAAGGCAAGACUGAGGAGCUGGCACAAUACGUGAGCGCCGGUAUCCCACCAAACCUCACAAACUCCAAAGGCGACACCCUCCUCAUGCUAGCAGCCUAUCAUGGCCAUGCAGCGACGACAAGAAUGCUUCUAGAAAAGGGUGCAGAUCCAAAUGUCUUGAAUGACCGAGGACAAAGUCCAAUUGCUGGAGCCGUGUUCAAAGGCUCGGACGAGGUUGUUCAGCUUCUGUUUGAGAGACAUGCAGAUGUAUAUGCAGGACAGCCUAAUGCCAUGGACAGCGCACACAUGUUCAGAAAGGAGAAUUACCUAACGCUUUUUGGCGCUGAACAGCAAUAA